Messenger RNA from Cercopithifilaria johnstoni, 519 nucleotides. Lineage: Eukaryota; Metazoa; Nematoda; Chromadorea; Rhabditida; Onchocercidae. The record is from the annotation of a GenBank genome assembly.
AUGUGCUCUCAUCAGGCUGAAUUUACUGUCGCAAAACAUGUGGUUGGUUUUAUGAGUAUUGUUAUGGAUGGAUGUAUCUUCAUUUGGGUGGGCAGCAGAAAUCGCCUAGAUACCUUAUGUUUUGCACAAAAUUUCCGGGGAAUGAAUCUGAUCGAAUCACCAAAACAAGAUUAUUUAGCAGACAGCUUCGCUGUAAAACUUAAUAAGCUAUUUCCCAACAAGCAGAUGUUGCGAGUAUUUCGUGGUCGGAACAUUGUGCUAGUAUUUCGCAAUCAGCAACGUUUUUGUAAAGUUGAAGGUGUCGUAAAUGAAAAAAAGAUUGAGAUUGAGAAGACACCACGAGGCAAGCUGGAUCAUGAGCUUGAAAUGGGCAAAGAGAAUAAACGUUACGAAGAUCCAUAUCUCCCAAAACAUCCCAGAGGCAUCAAUCCAAUAACCGGGGAAAUUGGUGGGCCAGCUGGACCGGAACCGACUCGCUUCGGCGAUUGGGAACGGAAAGGACGUUGCAUUGAUUUCUAA